ACGUCCUAAGAAUCCCAAAUAGCACUGACCUGAAAGUCAUGCUGCUCUGUUCUGUCAUAUGAAUGUGAUUCUUUUUGGUCGUAUGUUCUCUUCAUUGUAACUAUUAUACGUUUUUACGUAUUCAUACAUGAACUGCACAUCGUGUGGAGGCGUCUUUUCAGUUCAAUACAAACGUAGAGGCUGGCAAGACAGUUCAACUCAACGCUAACGCAUUUCAAAGCUAGGAAGCUAGCUAGCUAACUAGCCGAUUUGACAGAUAACGUUACAGCAUGGAGCCCGAAGCACAAAUGCGAAACCUACGGGACUUUCUGAUGGUCUACAACCGUAUGACAGAGAUCUGCUUCCGGAGAUGCACCAGUAACUUCAACUACAGAAGUCUCACCAUGGACGAGGAGCGCUGUGCAGACAGCUGUGCCGGGAAGCUGAUCCGCUCCAACCACCGUCUGAUGGGGACCUACGUCAACCUGAUGCCCGGGAUGGUUCAGCGCCGCAUGGCUGAGAUGGAGAAGAAGAAUGCUGAGCUGGUCACGGCGGAGGCCGAGGCUGCAGGGGCACUGGAGGGGACACCUGGACUGGCUGAUCAAGGCCUACCUAUAGCCUCAACCCCGGGUGAAGCCUCCCCUCCAGCCCUGAGGACAGGUGAGGCUACGACAGCCUCAGAGGUAGCAGUGAUGGCUGCCUCAGUCUUAAAGCCUGCUGUUUUAGAUUUCUCUGCAGACCUGGGUCCAGCUGCCUCCAUAUCUAUAGCUGCUGCACCUGCCACCCCCUCCUCUCCUCUUGACCCCCCCUCCACCUCCUCCACAGAGGUUAAACUAGCAGCUGCCUCCCCCGCCACCCCAGCCUCAGAACCACUGGUACCCUCCUCCCUGUCCCAGGCCGUGAACGGAGCAGGGAUCACCAGGCUGACUUCAGGCCCAAUUUUAGAGUUGUCCCCCGUUAGACAUGAUGAAUCCACGGUCACUGCUGCUGCUAGUGCAGCGCAUAGUGGUCCCCACCAAAGUAGAUAACCAGACACCAGUAAUAUUAGUUCCGCCCACAUUUACACAUGUGGUGCCUGUAGAGGCGACACCAGCGCCUACAAUAGUGGCUCCUAACCCCAGCCCUAACCCCAUCCCCAGCCCUAACCCCAUCCCCAGCCCUAACCCCAGCCCCAGCCCUAACCC
Molecule: messenger RNA, 1163 nt
Organism: Coregonus clupeaformis (lake whitefish)
Lineage: Eukaryota; Metazoa; Chordata; Actinopteri; Salmoniformes; Salmonidae
Gene: timm10b
Product: translocase of inner mitochondrial membrane 10 homolog B (yeast)
Exons: 3
Coding region: 270-1007 (245 amino acids)
Cellular component (GO): mitochondrial intermembrane space chaperone complex
Source: RefSeq, a predicted model, not a curated record